Molecule: messenger RNA, 2236 nt
Organism: Sclerotinia trifoliorum
Lineage: Eukaryota; Fungi; Ascomycota; Leotiomycetes; Helotiales; Sclerotiniaceae
Source: the annotation of a GenBank genome assembly
CACACCUGCGCUGAUUAUUCUGCCACAAGCCACAAGGCGGCCAGACAAUAUUUCCAUAUUUGUUAGCCUCACUCAAGCUACCUUGUACUUACCAAAUCCCCUCGACCACCCCACAAUCGUAGUCAUAUUCCUCGAACAAUGGAUGUCACCAAAUUUGUCGUGGAGGGACGAGAUGAAGCGAAACUGUACGGCGACUCCUCCGCUUAUCGAGGUCGACUUUCAAAUAGAAUUCAUAAUUUAAGAAAGAAGCUUGGAAUUGCGACGAAGCCCCGCGCAAAGUACUCCAACAGGCCAGUGACAGCAGAAGAUAUUGGUCAAAACCAUGAGUAAAUCCGCUUUCCAUGACCCGCGAAUUAUACUAAGGGAAACUAUAGAUAUGUUCAUCUCCUAUUGCUCACUUCUGAACGAGCUUGGGCGCAUGCUAUGUCUAUGAAGGAGGUACACUCUGCCGAUACAAAAGGAAUAGCUGGCUCAGCUCGAUCGCAUAUUAUUUCUCGAUUACAUAAAUCUACAAUAUAUGCCAAUAAUCUCUUUCAACUUCUGUCUAAUAAAUCAACUACAAAUGCGAACGAUGUUGACAUAUUGGAAGCUCGCGCAUAUGCUGCUUCUCUUGCCGGUGCAAUGGAAUUCGAGAAACAAAGUUGGGAGGCUUGUGUGAAGAGUUAUUCAGAGGCUAGAAUCAUAUAUACUGCACUCUCUAAGGUCACCAAAACAGACAUCUUCAAGGAUCUAUUGGGUGACCCCGUUGAUCCGAGCAUAAGAUAUGGAGCCUAUAAGAUGGGAAUGCCACGGACAUUAGCUAUUUCCGUUAUUGCACGAAAGAAUUUCCCCUCGGAUCCUAAUUUGGCGUCACAAGUGGAAGAAUUGGACCCAAACUGUUUGAAAGACGAAACAACAACGACCAAGUUUGAUCAUGUGGAAUCUGGUGAUACACCAAAAACAAUAACGUGGCGAUCUCGAACAGUCGAGCUGGAAGAUGCAGCAAUUGCUACUGCGCUGGGAUCGGUGAAAUCAGCUUCAGAUAAACUAUCUGAAGUUCUUUCCUCUGACACUAUGAAGAGUCCUAAGGAUAGAGGUUCCGCGUAUGAUGACAUUCUUAUUGCUAGUCAAGACGUAGUCGAUGCCACAAAGCAUGCAAUUGACGAGCUAGUAUCUGAGGGUGUCGGACAGAGCGACAAGCGAAUGCAAAGUCUUUUAGUCACUAGGACUGCUGUUAGCUACGAUAUGAUCGGCUGGCGUAUAGGCAGGAAUAGAGUCAUGGUAGGACAACAAGAUGGCAUUCUUGACUAUGUCCAAUCUUUGCCUUCAAAGAAAGGCAGCAAGAAAUCAAGCAAAGAUGAAUCUACGGGACGUAAACUUGCAAAGUUACGGGAGAAAGUUGUUCUCUAUGAUGCGAUACUGCAAAGUGUCGAGUCAAUCAAAGAGCUUCCUGGUGUCGCAGCCGAUUCCACUCUACAGGAAGAGCUAGAUGCAAAAUAUAGCUAUUUUCAAGCACUUAAGUAAGUAAAAGUAACAGCUUUGGCAUAUCAUAUGAAUUUCAACUGACCGUUGAAAUAGGUGUUUGACAAUAGCUCGCUCCCAUGCAAUUCUUUCAAAUCCUAAAAGUGCACUAGCUCUCCUAAAUCGUGCAACAGAAAAGUGCACAUCCGCCAACUCACAACUCUCUUCAUCGAUGGACACAAUGAUUAUUGCCACCCCACCAAACUUGGUUGUCACCCCCUCCGAAUCUCUGAACCUUCUCACUUACCUACAAUCCGAACUUCAACGCUACCGCGCUUUGGUUGAAAUUUUCAACCUCACCUCCACCUUCUCAAAACCUGGCAAUGAGAACACUCAUCAAAAGCCUCUUGUUGAAUGUUUAAACGAGUACCCAACUAAUGGGGUUGUUGAUCUCAAAAACCUCGUUACAUUUCCUCCGAAAAUGGAGGUUGUACCCGUCAAACCGUUGUUCUUCGACGCAGCGUGGAAUUACAUUGACUAUCCGGGAAGAACAGUAGGGAAAGCCAUAGAGAGAACUGAUGUGGAGGAGGAAGCAACGGAGACAGAAUUACAACCGCCACAGCAACAACAGCAGAAGAAAGGUUGGUUUGGUUUCGGUAGAUAAAAAUAGGAUACAGAAGACAAUUGCUGCAUUAUAUAGAGCUUCUACAGUACUAAGCUAGAUGAUUACAAGUGCUACAAUAAUAUGAAUUCUUCGAGGACUGAACUCCUUUUGGAUUUCCUUAACCCAUCUCAU